GAAGCUUCAGCGCAAGUUGGUUGAAGAUGACGGAAGCCAAGAAGUCCAAGGUCAUCUUCGGCGACGCAUGGCCCGACGAGGUCGUGGGCUACGUCGCCGAGUACCUCGACCACAACGACCUCCAUGCGCUCGAGGCCACGUGCCGGUGCUUCCAGCGCCACACGCGCGAUGGCGGCUACUGGCGGCAGUCGGUCGUCAAGGCCGUGAGCUUCCCGCGCCCGCCCCGUACGACCUGCAACAUUCAAGACUGGAAGGCCUUUGCGUGCGCCAACCAUUUGAUGGUCGGCAACAAGACGGACAGCAUUUCGCUUCUCCACGACGUGGCCGGGUACUCGUCGGUCGACCGCGAAAAGGAAGAGAGCGCGGACAACACGCUCCAUCCGUCGCUUUGCUUUCGCGAAAUGGUCAAGUACAAGGAUCCGGGCGUCCGCGAGUUUGCCAACGACAGGUCGCUCUUUGACUAUACGAUUCAACGGCUGGUCUGCGGCUGCUCGAUGGGCCAGUGCUACUGGAGCAGUGGGCCAAGCCGCGACCCCAACAGCGACGAGUUCAUCGACUACAUGGUCCGCGGCUCGUGCAUCCUAAAGGGCCUGCAAAUCGUGCCCUACCGCGCGUCGUGGCAACUCGGGCAGCCCACGUACGCACCGCGGCAGGUGUCGCUGUCGAUCCUGUCGACGGCCGACGCGGUCGUGUACUCGUCACCGCGGUACGACAUUAAGAACGCCAUGGAGCUGCAGUGCUUUGAGCUGCCGCAGUGUGUGUUCUUGCAAGACUUGGCAUGGCGCGUCCGCUUCUCGCUGCACGGCAAGCACCAAUAUCAGCUCGACGACGACGAGCAAGAGGGCGACGCCGACAUCCCCGAGGACCGCCGGCAGUACUAUUGCUGCAUGAGCUUCAUCAGCCUCAACGGCGUACUGCAUUGAAAAGGUGUAUUCUUUGGUAUGCAACAAGUAUAUUCCCACGUUUCGAUGUCUC
This is a messenger RNA of Saprolegnia parasitica CBS 223.65, 975 nucleotides long. RefSeq lists its product as hypothetical. The record is from RefSeq and is a predicted model, not a curated record. Bases 27 to 923 code for a protein of 298 amino acids. Gene Ontology annotation, molecular function: protein binding. Lineage: Eukaryota; Oomycota; Saprolegniomycetes; Saprolegniales; Saprolegniaceae. The transcript is spliced from 6 exons.